AUGUGCCACCCUUCUCAGGAGCUUGUCGGUCUCAAGUUAAUACACACACCCCAAUUGGCCAAUGAUGCCCGAGAAUGCUCAAAUACUUGGCAAUAUGAUGCACGCCGUCGCUUCUCCGGCUGUCCGACUUACGAAUGUCGAACGUCAAGUCAGUCAAUUGCAUCUUGUCUGUCAGGGAAAUCCCGUCGUCAGUGA
Molecule: messenger RNA, 195 nt
Organism: Pyricularia grisea
Lineage: Eukaryota; Fungi; Ascomycota; Sordariomycetes; Magnaporthales; Pyriculariaceae
Exons: 1
Coding region: 1-195 (64 amino acids)
Source: RefSeq, a predicted model, not a curated record